Messenger RNA from Strongylocentrotus purpuratus (purple sea urchin), 2199 nucleotides. RefSeq names its product beta-hexosaminidase subunit alpha. Bases 167 to 1813 code for a protein of 548 amino acids. Gene Ontology annotation, biological process: glycosaminoglycan metabolic process; ganglioside catabolic process; carbohydrate metabolic process. NCBI's taxonomy places the organism in Eukaryota, Metazoa, Echinodermata, Echinoidea, Camarodonta, Strongylocentrotidae. The record is from RefSeq and is a predicted model, not a curated record. Gene Ontology annotation, cellular component: membrane. The transcript has 13 exons. Gene Ontology annotation, molecular function: beta-N-acetylhexosaminidase activity.
GGAGAGAGAGAGGUUCGGUGAAGCUAGACGUGGGAACAUACCCCUAAAUUCUAAAUGAGCAAGAAACUCUGAUUUUACUGGGCUAGAACUCUAGUCUUCAACUCCACGGAAUUCGCGGAAGCCGGAAGUCGGAGCCAAAACCAAAACCAAAGGCAAAAGAGAAAAGAUGGCAGGUGUUUGGAUGCAGAUAGCAUGGGUACUAGUGCUCUGUAGUGUGUGUCUUGCAUCUCUGAGUGAGAAUCAGGAUGGUGUGCCUCUGCCUCUGAAAGCAGUCACUUCAUCUACUCAAGGCUCCCCUUGGCCCAUGCCUCAAUCUAUCACAGUCAUGCCUGUUGUUUACAAUCUAGUGGGAGAAAGUCAGUUCAUGUUCACAGCUAGCAAGGUGCAGUGUGAUAUAUUAGACAGUGCUUUUAAGCGCUAUCUUGGUAUCAUCUUCUUUAAUAAGCCACGAGCCUCAAAGAGACCCCGACAUGCUCCUACACACUUGCGAUUCCGCUCAGCUGCUACCGAGCUAAGAGGACUCAAUGUUGCAGUGGAACAGCCAUGUCCUGAUUAUCCUCAGCUGGAAUCUGAUGAGAGUUACUCUCUGACGAUCUCGGACACAAGUGCUUCUUUAGCUGCCACCUCUGUGUGGGGAGCCUUAAGAGGUUUGGAAACUUUCAGUCAACUCAUUUAUGAUAAUGAAGAUGGUCAGCUUGUCAUCAACAAGACGUCAAUCACAGAUUUUCCACGCUUCAGUUUUCGUGGAUACUUGGUAGACACAUCAAGACAUUUUCUUAGUAUGUCUUCCAUUUUCAAAUCUCUGGACGCUAUGGCAUAUAACAAGUUCAAUGUAUUCCAUUGGCACAUUGUAGAUGACCAGUCCUUCCCUUACGAGAGUAAAGCAUAUCCUUCCUUAAGCCGCAUGAAUGCUUACGACCAAAAUCAUGUAUACACACGUGAGAACGUCAAAGCAGUGAUUGAGUACGCUCGUCUGCGAGGCAUUCGUGUGAUGCCAGAGUUUGACACCCCUGGCCACACCCAGUCUUGGGUGUCCAUCCCAGACCUUCUCACCCCGUGCUACUCCGGAACGACCCCUACAGGUGGAUACGGUCCUAUCAACCCCACUAUUGAUGCCAACUAUGACUUUCUGAAAAUAUUUUUCAAGGAAGUCGUUGAUCUGUUCCCUGACCACUAUGUUCACAUGGGAGGAGAUGAAGUCAGCUUUUCUUGCUGGGCAAGCAACCCAGCCAUAACUGACUUCAUGACACAGCAUCAGUAUGGGAAGAACUACAGCAUGCUAGAGCAGUAUUAUGAGCAAAGAUUGCUUGAUAUCAUGGCAGAUCUACAGACUGGAUACACCGUGUGGCAAGAGAUCAUAGAUAAUCAAGUCAAGGUGAGACCUGAUACUAUUGUACAUGUAUGGAAAGGAGAUUGGCAGAGCGAGGCUCAUAAUGUGACCCAGAAAGGUUAUCGCACUCUCAUCUCAUCCCCAUAUUAUCUCAAUCGGGUCACUGAUCCAUACACUCAUCAGUGGCACAACCUUUAUCUGGUAGACCCAGCUAAUUUCAAUGGUACUGAUGCUCAGAAGAAGUUGGUGAUUGGUGGUGAGGUGUGCAUGUGGGGAGAGUAUGUAGACUCUACCAACGUCAUCCAGAGAACUUGGCCUCGGGCCAGUGCAGUAGGUGAGCGUCUGUGGAGCUCUGUGAAUGUGACAUCAUUGGAUGAUGCCUCUCAUAGACUUGUAGAACAAAGAUGUCGCAUGGUCAAACGUGGAAUUCAAGCUGAGCCUAUUGUUGGACCAAACUUCUGCCCCUACGAAUAUGAAGAAUGAAUUCACGCACGCUACAGUCAUCCUUGGGACCAAACUAGUGCCCCUACGAAUAUGAAGACUGAAUACCGGUAUACGCUGUAGUAAUCCUUAAAAAAAAAAAAAAAAUAUUGAUUCAGGUUUUAUUAACAAAUUAUUAUGAGUAAGGAAUUUAACAUUAAAUUCAUGAUUUCAAUGUGCUUUCAAAAAUAAAAUUUAUUGCAAUAUCAAUUUUAAGUAUACCGGUAGGUGUUAUGAGGAUUAAAGCAGAAGACAUUGUAUAACUUAUACAUUGGAUCAAUGGAUAAUGAUAAUUACCGGUAGAAUAGUACACUUUAAACAUAUUAAAUGUUAUUAAAAGUAUAGAUAAAAUAAGAGGGCGUACUUGGAAUGUAGCGUUAUUACAAUAA